AAGGAAUAAAGGGGAGGAGGCGCCCAAAGUGUUGUUUACUUCUACUAUUACUCUCUUUGUAGUAGUUGCUUCAAUGAGCUUGCUCCCUAACACCUUAGCACGCGAACGUUGCUCACGUAUAUAUGGUUGUCCACCCAAUCAACCCCGCUACAACUCACCACCACCAUCUCCUCCUCCUCCUCCUCCUCCUCCUUCUCCUUCGGACAAUCCUUUACUUCCUCCUCCUCCGGACCAUCCUUUUCCUCCUCCUCCCAAGUGCAGCUCAACAAUGGCACCUCCACUCACACCGCCGCCCCCUCCUCCUUCCCCACCCAGCCCAACUACGCCUCCACCACCAUAUAAGAAAGUUCCUACACCGCCCCCUCAUCAUUACUGCAGCAGGAGAUGCUUUGGUGGUGACUAUCCACCAUAUCCACCUCAUCGCCGAUGCCAGAGAUGCCCUCCUGACUAUGACUAUCCACCACACCGACAUUGACAACAAAAACAAGGUUGAGAGGGAACUUCAACAGGUAUUGAAGUCUUUAUCCGACUACUAAUGAUCUUAUAAUACAGAGAAUAAGGUCAGCUGCUGGUCACUUUUAUCAAGAUAUAUAAUGUGUAUGAAGAGAAUAAAUGAAUGAAGAUACCAAAGAUUGAAGAAAGAAUAUGCUCAGUCAUGUCCUAUAUUGCAUCUGUUUGUAAUGGAAGAAAGCGU
Molecule: messenger RNA, 694 nt
Organism: Vitis vinifera (wine grape)
Lineage: Eukaryota; Viridiplantae; Streptophyta; Magnoliopsida; Vitales; Vitaceae
Exons: 2
Coding region: 123-536 (137 amino acids)
Source: RefSeq, a predicted model, not a curated record